Messenger RNA from Clonostachys solani, 594 nucleotides. NCBI's taxonomy places the organism in Eukaryota, Fungi, Ascomycota, Sordariomycetes, Hypocreales, Bionectriaceae. The record is from the annotation of a GenBank genome assembly.
AUGGCCGACAAACAACAAGGCGGUGCCGGUGCCGCGCAGUCCGCAGCUGAUUCUGGUGGAAGCGUGCCCGUCAACAUGGCAGAAUACAAGAAAUCUCAGGCGCGCGUGCGCGAUCUUGUUGAGAAGAGGAGACUUUUGGAAAAGAGACUCGCCCAGGUCGAAGACGGAAUCGCCUCCAAGGAGCUGGCAUACCUCGAGAGCGCGCCGAGCGGGAACAUCAUCACUGGAUUCGACAACUACAUGAAGGGCACGAGCGGCGCCGCUGCGCAGAGGCGGAAGACAGGUCCCCCGGAGCAGAACCGGGUCUUUUCGCGGUCGUCCAUCUCGUACCGACCCAACAACGUUGUGAGUAGAACUUGUUGCCCGCUCCCCACGGAUGCGCCGCGCCGGGGCGACUCUGCUACGCCGGGCUCGACACCUGCAUCGCAUGCCCCGACCCCCAUGUCCGCCUCGUUUAAGGACAGCGGGAACGCCACGCCUACUACUGCCGGAGGAAGCAAGAACCAGAAGAAGGGCAAGAAGGACGUGGACGACAGCGAGGCUGAGUCAGGGACAAAUAAGAAGAGGACGAACUUUGGGGCGUCUCGAAAGUAG